Gopherus flavomarginatus (Mexican gopher tortoise) is the source of this 2477-nucleotide messenger RNA. RefSeq lists its product as uncharacterized. The record is from RefSeq and is a predicted model, not a curated record. Bases 502 to 1818 code for a protein of 438 amino acids. The transcript has 11 exons. NCBI's taxonomy places the organism in Eukaryota, Metazoa, Chordata, Testudines, Testudinidae.
GCUCCACUCCGUCUCCUCCCAGACCCCCUCCGUAGGCCAAAGUGCCCCUUAGUGCCAGAAAGCCCUACCCCAUAGAGAGCUCUGCUCCUCAGCACUAGACAGUUCCAGCCCCCCCAACUCCAGUCCCCUCCACCCCGCACACCCGCUAGCACUGGACCACCCCGAUCUCUUCACUCCCACUGCCCUGGGCAGCUCCAGCUCCUCCCACGCUCCAGACCCCCGCACCCUAGCGUAGAUUGCACCAGGCCCCUUCCACUUCCUAGGCCUGCCCAGUACCUGCUUUUGCCCUCUCGGGACCCCUAGCCUCUUAGCCUCAGCUUCACCCCCCCUCCACCAUUUCCUUGCUGUAAGUCCUCCCGCCAGUGCUAGGCACCUUACGGCCCUGGGUUUUACCCUCUGCCCACUUCAGUUGCCCACCUACAACCACAGCUCCUUGCCCUUCUGCACUUCUAGGCAGCUACCAGAGACUUCCUGGGAGGAAGCGGAGGCCAGGCCUGCCACAUGGACAUAGAUGCACUGAGCAGUCCUUGGGACAGUUCUCGUUCUUCUUCCAGUUGCGAGGAGGAGCCAUAUGGAGGGCGAGCAGUGUCGGAACUCUUGGCUGGUGCUACCAAGUCCUUGUGCAGUCAGGAAGAGGAGGGACGUAAGAAGCAGCAGAGCCAUCAAGGGAAAGGAGCAGGAGUUCCACAGCAGGAUGGUUCGUGGAUGAAUAUUGCUUACACCCACUCACAAGUGUCCAGAGCCUCUGCUGAGCAGGAGAACCAUCUUCAGGCACCAAGGAAAAAGGUGGAAAGCAGGAGCGUGGACCAGAAGAACCCUCCGUUUGAGGACUUUAAGGGAACUCUGAUAGAUCAAGACCCCAAAGAUGCUAAAUCUCAUCAACGUUCCAUGAAGAAUCAGAGAGCCUUUGUUUACCAGCCCAGCUCAACAGAACAUGCUCAAGGAGAUCCACCGCCAUUGGCCAAGCUGGCCGUAGCACCAGCUGAAAAAAGUGAGCAGUGCGACAGCUCAGAGGCUCCGUCUGAGAUCAAAAGUCCGAGGCGGAUGCAGCCCCUUGCCAAGAGCACACAAACUGAAGAAUGCUCUCCAAACCAGCCCCAGCCGCCCUGCUUCCCAGAUGGCAGAGGGAACAGGAGCAGCUCUGGGCUGGAGAAGAGGAACUGUCCCCCUCCACUGGGAGGAGCAGGAAGGAAGUGGGCUGAGGGCUCUGAAGUGGAGCGUGAAGAGGAACUGAAUGAGCUUGGUUGGAUUAACUAUGGGUUCACUACGGAGCCAGUGUAUAAAAAGCUUGAUUGUCCCGUGGAGGAAGGAGUUAAAGUGAGGACUGUAACAGAUGUUAGUUAUAAAGAUGACCACCGCAUGUACUGCUUUGACUAUGGAAACAGACAUUAUUACCAACCUAAGAAAGAUCAUGAGCGAGCCUACAUGAUGAAGCUGGCAGAAAGCUCUGAGAAGGUGAUUCAGCAAAACCUGAGGGAAUUCUUUGGCCUGCUGAGGAUCUUGGUGAACGUGGUCUUCAUUUUCCUGGUCGAGCUGGUCCGCUUUCUUGGCAAGUCAGUCUUCCAGGUCUUGGUGGUGGGCCUGCUGACAACAGCAGGAGAUCAUGUUCUUAAGCCCUUCUUGGUCGCGGUGUUUAACAGCCUCCUGCAGCCCCUGCUGCUAUUCCUGUUGAAUGUCCUUUGCAGUGUCCGGAAUCUGGCUUACCCUCUCAUUGACAUCCUGAAAGGCAUUUGUUUGCAGCUGGCUGUGGUGCUUCAAGCCUUCAGAUUAGUAGAAGUCAACAUACAGUCAGAGACCCCAUUAGCUCAGAAGGUUUAGGCAGGAGACCAAAAUCACUUUGACAGGCAUUGAGACAAGAUUCACUCUUUGGAUGCUCCUGGACGUCUUUCCAGGUGCACUAUCCCGCUGGCAGCUUGUCGGCAGCCUGAGCCAACUCACAGCAGAGUAGAGCAGAAUGGAGCCCUCUUCAUCAUGACAAUAUGGAUGUGGCCUCCAGACACUCUGUCUGAGUGCCAAGCAAGACCACCAUUGCAUGCUGGACCCAUAGCAGGCCAUGCAGUCUGCACGGGGUGUAGUCAAGCUGAGGAUGACCAUGUACUGACUACAUUAGGCAAAGAACUGUGCUUGCACUCUGGGACCCCUGCUCUACCCCUCCCAAAGGGGUUUGUAACGAGCCAUUUGAAAUCCUAAUGCAUGGGAAGCUCUGUGGAUUGACAGUGGCAAAGGGACCCACCUGGCAGAGUGAGGUUGGCAGUGAUGGUUGCUCUGGAAUUGACUUCCUAGGGGAAGGAAGGAGGGAGAGACCCGUCCUCUGACAGAACCAUGUGCAGACCAGGGCAGGUGCCCAGCCAAGCAGGAAAAACAAGUGUAGCCAGAUAGUUCUGUCUAAGGCACUGGACGCGAAGCACAGCGGGGCCUGUCUAUAACUUGCUAGUGCCCAGUAUGACCUCCCUGUAAAAUAAAAUUCUACAACCUGG